This is a messenger RNA of Gekko japonicus, 1225 nucleotides long. It is a transcript of the gene RNASEH2C, whose product is annotated as ribonuclease H2 subunit C. NCBI's taxonomy places the organism in Eukaryota, Metazoa, Chordata, Lepidosauria, Squamata, Gekkonidae. The transcript is spliced from 4 exons. The record is from RefSeq and is a predicted model, not a curated record. Gene Ontology annotation, biological process: RNA catabolic process. Bases 334 to 771 code for a protein of 145 amino acids. Gene Ontology annotation, cellular component: ribonuclease H2 complex.
GCACAGCGGCUCGUAGCUCAGGUUUACUCAGACGUCAGGCCGGCCGCCUUUCUUCCACGCACGGGCACGUAGAAGAACCGAAGCUCUGCCCCACUGCGCCCUUCCCCGGGAGUCAGUCAGCCCCACUGCACCGGGCGGGGGUGACUGCUGAGGAAAGACUCGCCGGACAGGGCGCGCUCGUUUGGGCACUCGGGUCCACCGCAAUCGGUUUCGCUUCUUUGGAAGUCAGCGGCUCGCUCCGCCUCCCCGGGGGGACGGACUUGCUUCUUUUCCGGACGCCUGGGCAGGGCGGCGAUAGGCGGUAGCGGCGCGGGAAAGCAAGGCUGGUUGCCGAUGGCUGCGGGGGAUCGCUCUCCGGUGCGGCUGGCGCUGGGCUCGCUGCAGGGCUCGGAGGCAUCGCACGAGCGGCUGCAUCUCCUGCCCUGCGUCGUCCAGCACGACGGCGGCGCUCCAGUCCAGCGCUACUUCGCGCCGGCCAUUCGUGGCCCGCAGCAGCCGGAGCCGGGCGACGAGUCAACUGUGUCUUUCCGUGGCCGGAUGCUAAAGGGGAAACAAGUCCUUGUUCCCAAGGGUUACUUGGGACUGGUACUAGAGGAAGUGGCUCCUUACUUGUCAUCAGAGGAGCGGAAUGUGCAGGUGAAGUCUGCCUUUGAGUCAGUGUCUGUGUGGAACCUGGAACGGGCACCAAAUGAGAGUGAUGAGAUCCUCAUGGCCUUCAGCUGGCCAAAGAUUGCAGAGAGUAUCCAUGCCCCUGUGGCGGAUGAAGAAUAAGGUGGACAACUUGCUACACAUAUAGUGCUGUGGAAGAUGCACAGGAUUUUGGGUUGUUCAGAUUGCUGGGGACGGAGGAGCCCAGCAGAAAUUGGAUGAGACAGCUGCUCAACGCUCAUCAGUCUGACUUUUCCCCCUGGAUGGACUGUUAUGCAGAAUUUGGCUUUCUUAUUGGCCUCUGAUAGUUUUAAAGCUUUCCUUUUUGGGGGGGGGGGGUUGGAUUCUGAAUACACACAACAUCAGGCUGAUGCCUUUGGGAGCAGAAGGGAUUCUGACUAAACUGACAAAUCUGUCUGUACGACAGCUGUUACAGUUGCUGCCUGUUCACAGAAAUACAUUUCUCGAAGACAGCUAUGACAGACUCGUUAUAAGCCACUUUAGCUUAAUCUGUGGUGUACACUGAGCUGUCUCUGGUUAUGGUCUGAAAUGCUUACAUGAACAUAUUUUGUAUUAA